This is a messenger RNA of Medicago truncatula (barrel medic), 1539 nucleotides long. RefSeq names its product cytochrome P450 93A3. The transcript is spliced from 2 exons. Bases 1 to 1539 code for a protein of 512 amino acids. The record is from RefSeq and is a predicted model, not a curated record. NCBI's taxonomy places the organism in Eukaryota, Viridiplantae, Streptophyta, Magnoliopsida, Fabales, Fabaceae. Gene Ontology annotation, molecular function: monooxygenase activity; iron ion binding; oxidoreductase activity, acting on paired donors, with incorporation or reduction of molecular oxygen.
AUGGCUGAAAUGCAAGACUAUAUCCAACUUUCAUUCGUUAUGCUACUCUCCAUAAUUGCUAUUCGAACCAUACUAACAAGAAAGAAGAACAAUAAUCAUCUUACUCCACCCACCCCUCCUUCCCUACCUAUCAUUGGACAUUGUCACCUUAUAUCUAAGUUUCCCCACAAAAGUUUUCAUAAGCUUUCAAUUCAAUAUGGACCCAUAAUUCAACUUUUCCUAGGCUCUAUACCUUGUAUAGUAACUUCAAAUCCAGAAAUAGCCAAAGAGUUUCUUAAAACUCACGAAACUUCCUUCUCAAACCGCUUAAAAAAUGCUGCAACUACCUACAUAUCAUAUGGAUUAAAAGGUUUCAUAAUUACGCCUUACGGUGAUUAUUGGCAGUUCGUGAAGAAGAUAUGCAUGUCAGAGCUUCUUGGUGUAAUAACGCUUGAUCAACUCCGUCCCUUGAGGCAACAAGAGACUCUAAGGUUUCUUAGACUUUUGCAGAAGAAAGGGGAAACCGGUGAAGCCAUUGAAGUUGGGGGCGAGCUAUUGACUCUCACCAAUAGCAUUAUAACAAUAAUGACAAUGAAAAAAACUUUCGGUUCUGAGAAUGAUAUUAGCGAUGUUAAAGAGAUUAGGAAGAUGGUGACAGAGACCGCAGAGCUUGUAGGGAAGGUGAAUGUGUCGGAUUUUAUCUGGUUUUUUAAGAAUAUAGAUUUUUAUGGAAUGAAUAAAAAGCUGAAAAGGAUUCGGGAUAGGUUUGACACAAUGAUGGAUAGGGUGACAAAGGAGCAUCAAGAGGAAAAGAAGAAAAGAGGUGAAGGUGCUCAUCAUGUUAGGGAUUUACUUGAUAUUUUGUUGGAAAUACAAGAGGAUGAGAGCAAUGAAAUCAAAUUGACUAGUGAGAAUGUCAACGCGUUCAUCUUGGACAUAUUUAUGGCUGGAACUGACACAGCUGCUAUAACAAUUGAAUGGGCUCUAGCUGAGUUAAUAAACAAUCCACAUGUGAUGGAGAAAGCAAGACAAGAGAUUGAUUCAGUAACUGGAAAGAGUAGAUUAAUACAAGAAUCCGAUAUUCCCAACCUUCCAUACAUGCGAGCUAUAAUCAAAGAAACACUAAGAAUUCACCCUACAGUACCAGUUAUAGUGAGAGAAUCAUCGGAAAGUUGCAAAGUUUAUGGUUAUGAGAUCGCAGCAAAGACCGUUUUAUUUGUUAACUUAUGGUCAAUGGGUAGAGACCCCAAAUUGUGGGAAAACCCACUUGAGUUCAGGCCAGAGAGGUUUAUGUGUGAAGAAAAUAACAAGUUCGAUAUGAGGGGGCAAAAUUUCCAACUUAUGCCAUUUGGAACUGGUAGAAGGGCUUGCCCUGGUUACUUAUUAGCACUUCAAGUUGUUCCCACAAAUCUUGCUGCAAUGAUUCAGUGUUUUGAAUGGAAUGUUGAUGGUAAUGGGAAAGUUGACAUGGAAGAGAAACCGGCCGUGACCCUUCCAAGGGCUCAUCCUUUGAUUUGUGUUCCUGUGCCGCGUUUUAAUAGCAUUCCUUCGUGUGAAUGA